AUGGCUUCACUUUCGUUUCUCCUCUUUGGCCUGGCCGUCCAACUCGUCGCCGGCCAAACACCAGGCAACACACCCGAGGUGCAUCCCAGGCUGGAUACCUUCCGAUGCACUGUUCUCGGUGGCUGCAAGAAGCACACAAAUUACAUCGUCGCCGAGUCAAGCCAGCACCCGAUCCACCAGGCCACAAACAAUCUUGGCUGCGGUAACUGGGGAGAGAAGCCAAACAGCACCGUGUGCCCCGAUGCUGCAUCUUGCGCCAAGAACUGUAUCAUCGAGGGAGUCCCGGAUUAUCAAGUCCAGGGAAUCAGCACAUCCGGCACUGAGCUCCGCCUCCAGCAGAUGCACAACAACCUGACAGUUUCUCCCAGAGUCUACCUUCUUGAUGAGAACAAGCAAGAAUACGACAUCAUGUAUCUCACCGGCUCUGAAUUGACCUUUGAUGUCGAAAUGUCAAAGCUGCCGUGUGGCAUGAACAGCGCUCUUUACUUCUCUGAGAUGCUCAAGGAUGGUGGCAAGAGCCUCAGCCCACACAACAAGGCUGGUGCGUACUAUGGUACUGGCUACUGCGAUGCCCAGUGCUUUGUGACCCCAUUCAUCAACGGAGUGGGUAACAUUGAUGGCUAUGGGUCAUGCUGCAAUGAGCUCGAUAUUUGGGAAGCAAACUCUCGAGCUACUCACAUUGCGCCUCACCCAUGCAACCAGACCGGCCUCUAUGAAUGCACCGGCGAUGAGUGCGGUUCUGAGGGUGUAUGCGACAAGCCCGGCUGUGGAUGGAACCCUAACCGCCACAAUAACACUGACUACUAUGGACGUGGCGGCUCUUUCAAGGUCGAUAGCACCCGAAAGUUCACAGUGGUGACCCAGUUCCUAGCCGACAAGAAUGGUCACCUCACAGAGUUGCACCGACACUAUGUGCAGGACAACAAGAUUAUUGAAAGCGCAGUUGUGACUCUCCCCGGAGUCCCCAACGUCAACUUCAUUAACGACGAAUACUGCGUAGCUACCGGCGCCAACGCAUUCACACGCCUCGGCGGCAUGAAAGGAAUGGGUGAAUCCAUGACCCGCGGCAUGGUUCUCGUCAUGAGUCUCUGGUGGGACGAAGGUGGCUUCAUGAACUGGCUUGACCAGGGCGAGGCCGGACCUUGCAAUGCCACCGAGGGCAGCCCAGCCAAUAUUCUCAAGAUCCAGCCCAACCCGGAGGUGACUUUCAGCAACAUCAAGAUUGGAGAGAUCAACUCGACCUUCUCUGUAGGCUCGGGGUACAGACGGGAUGGGUUUGCAAGGGGAUUGGAGAAGGGUCAUGUGAGACAUCACCUUCACCAGCAUCAGCGCCGAGGCAGCUUCUAA
Fusarium keratoplasticum is the source of this 1347-nucleotide messenger RNA. Its product is annotated as Glucanase. Gene Ontology annotation, biological process: carbohydrate metabolic process. The record is from RefSeq and is a predicted model, not a curated record. Gene Ontology annotation, molecular function: hydrolase activity, hydrolyzing O-glycosyl compounds. The transcript has 2 exons. Lineage: Eukaryota; Fungi; Ascomycota; Sordariomycetes; Hypocreales; Nectriaceae. Bases 1 to 1347 code for a protein of 448 amino acids.